Molecule: messenger RNA, 1632 nt
Organism: Acanthisitta chloris (rifleman)
Lineage: Eukaryota; Metazoa; Chordata; Aves; Passeriformes; Acanthisittidae
Product: dimethylaniline monooxygenase [N-oxide-forming] 4-like
Molecular function (GO): NADP binding; flavin adenine dinucleotide binding; N,N-dimethylaniline monooxygenase activity
Source: RefSeq, a predicted model, not a curated record
AUGGUGCAGCGUGUGGCCGUGAUCGGGGCCGGGGUCGGUGGGUUGGCCUCUGUCAAGUGCUGCCUGGAUGAGGGGCUGGAGCCCACCUGCUUCGAAAGGAGCGAGGACAUCGGCGGGGUCUGGCGCUACACGGACUUCAUGGAUGAUAGGAGGGUCAGCGUGUACCGCUCAGUCAUUACCAACACCUCUAAGGAGAUGUCCUGCUUCAGUGACUUCCCCUGCCCGGAGGAUUUUCCCAACUACCUACCCCACAGCCUCCUCCUGGAGUAUUUUCGGAUGUACGCCCAGCACUUUGACCUCCUGCGGUACAUACGCUUCAAGACAACAGCUGUCAGUGUGAGAAAGCGCCCAGAUUUCACCACCUCAGGCCAGUGGGAAGUGGUCACUGAGACCAGUGGUGUCCGUGAGUCCCACAUCUUUGAUGCUGUCAUGGUUUGCACUGGCCACUACCAGGAGCCCUAUUUACCAUUGGCUUCUUUCCCAGGCAUCGACACUCGCUUCAGAGGCCAGUACCUCCACAGCCUGGAAUACAAAAAUGUGGAUGUUUUCCGGGGAAAGAGGGUCCUUGUGGUUGGCAUUGGCAACACUGGUGGUGACCUCGCCGUGGAGCUGAGCCACGUGGCUGCCAAGGUGUUCCUCAGCACCAGGAGCAACACGUGGGUGCUCAGCCGAGUCUCAGACCAUGGUUUCCCCUGUGACAUGGUUGGGACCACCCGUUUCAACCACUUUCUUGACUGGCUUCUCCCAUCAGCCCUCACCAGGAGGAUCAGAUUUCGGAGGUUCAACUCAUGGUUUAACCACACCAACUAUGGCUUGGCUUCUACCAAAAGCUCCAAAUUUAAGCUGAUUAUCAAUGAAGAGCUGCCAUUCUGCCUCCUGUCUGGGACUGUGGUGUUGAAGCCAAGUGUGAAGGAGUUCACCGAAAGCUCUGCUAUUUUUGAAGAUGGGACAAUGGAAGAAAACAUUGAUGUGGUGCUUUUUGCCACAGGCUACAUCUUUUCAUUUCCCUUCCUCGAAGAGUCAGUUCGCAGCCUCAUCGAUGAUAACCGUUCCCUCUAUAAAUGCAUCUUCCCUCCCCAGCUGGAAAAGCCAACACUGGCCAUCAUUGGCUUAGUCCAGCUGACUGGCUCAGUGAUGGUGGGAUCAGAAAUGCAGGCUCGCUGGGUGUCAGGGGUCUUUGCAGGCUGGAACAAGCUCCCUCCCACCAGCAGGAUGAUGGCUGAUGUUUUGAAGAAGAAGCCACCGGUCAAAAAGAAUCCAUCCGAGAGGGAGAACUUGAAGAUGAGUUUUAUCAGCUACAUGGAUGAAAUUGCUGCAUGUGCUGGUGUGAAGCCCAACGUGCUGAAGCUGCUCCUGACAGACCCUCAGCUGGCCCUAGCCAUCUUCUUCGGGCCCUGCUCACCCUACCAGUACCGCCUGGUGGGACGGGGGAAGUGGACUGGGGCCAGAAAUGCCAUCCUGACACAGUGGCAGCGCACGCUGAAGCCCUUGAGAAGUCGGGUGGUGGAUGAUUCCUCCAAUGGCUCCUCCAGCCGGAGCUGGCUGGCCCUGCCAGUGGCUCUCACAGCAGGUUUCCUCCUUUAUAAAUACCCCCAGCCAGGCUGGAGCCCCUGGGCAGGUUCCCAGCUGUAG